This is a messenger RNA of Anopheles nili, 4422 nucleotides long. It is a transcript of the gene Toll-6, whose product is annotated as toll-like receptor 6. Bases 1 to 4422 code for a protein of 1473 amino acids. The record is from RefSeq and is a predicted model, not a curated record. Gene Ontology annotation, biological process: signal transduction. The transcript has a single exon. Gene Ontology annotation, molecular function: protein binding. Lineage: Eukaryota; Metazoa; Arthropoda; Insecta; Diptera; Culicidae.
AUGAGUCGUUGCGAGCUACUGUUGCCGGCCCUGCUGCUGCUGGUGUCGGUACAGGUGAACUACAGUCUGCAGUACGACUCGGCCGAAUCCCGGUACUACCACCCGACGGGUUCGGGUGCAGAGUCCGCCGGAAAUCUGCGAUAUGACGCGCCGGAUGACUGCAAGUACCGGAUCCUGCCCGGGAACGAGGUUGAUCUAGCGUGCAACCUACGCACGGUGAACAGUGAAUUUGAUAACACGAACUUCAGUGUGAUCCCGGCCGAACACACGGCCGCCCUGUCCAUCCUCUGCAACGAGGGCAUCUUGGCCCGCAGCAAGCUGCUGCCAAACUCCUUCGUCCAUCUCGCCAGGCUGAAGGCGCUUUCGCUCGAGUUCUGCAAGGUGGCCAAGUUUUCGAACACGGUACUAGCUGGGCUGGGCGAGCUGCGUAACUUCACCCUGCGGACCCACAACAUCGCGUGGGCCGAACUGAAUCUGGAGAUCGAACCUGACGCGUUCGGGCAUACGCGCAACCUGGAGCAGCUUGAUCUGAGCACCAACAACAUCUGGUCGCUUCCCGAUCACUUGUUCUGCUCGCUCAGUGGACUGCGAUCGCUUAACAUCAGCUCGAACCGAUUGCAGGACGUUAACGAUCUAGGAUUCCGCGAGAAGGGCGUCCGGGAUGAGCUGGAAGCGGCUGAGGGGCACAAAUCGAAUGCUUCCGGCGGCUCGGUGGCUCCUCCGAUGAGCUGUGGUCUUGACUUAGAAGACCUCGACGUAUCGCGCAAUCACUUUGUGCUGCUUCCGGCGGCCGGUUUCGGUAUGCUGAAGCGGCUAAAAAUGCUCAAAAUCCACGACAAUGAAAUUUCGAUGGUAGGUGACAAGGCGCUGAGUGGGCUAAAGGAGCUGCAAAUCCUCGAUCUAAGCUCGAACAAGCUAGUCGCGUUGCCUACGGAUCUCUUCCGCGAUCCCGCCUUAUCCAUCCAGGAGAUCUACCUGCAGAACAACUCAAUCAGUGUGCUUUCCCCGGGACUGUUUUCCAAGCUGGAACAACUGCAAGCACUGGAUCUCUCCCAGAACCAGCUCACAUCGGCCUGGGUCAAUCGGGACACGUUUGCUGGCCUUAUUCGGCUCGUGCUGCUCAACCUGGCUAGCAACAAGAUAACGAAGCUCGAGUCCGAGAUCUUCUCCGACCUGUACACGCUGCAGAUUUUGAACCUUCGCCACAACCAGCUGGAAAUCAUCGCCGCGGAUACAUUUUCGCCGAUGAACAAUCUCCACACGUUGCUGCUAUCGCACAACAAGCUGAAGUACCUGGAUGCUUACUCGCUGAACGGUUUGUACGCUCUCUCGUUACUGUCUCUGGACAACAACGCGCUCACCGGCGUACAUCCGGAAGCGUUCCGUAACUGCAGUUCGCUGCAGGAUCUGAAUCUGAACGGAAACGAACUCACGCAGGUCCCGCUGGCUCUGAAGGACAUGCGCUUGCUGCGAACGGUCGACCUGGGCGAGAAUUCUAUUAGCGUUAUCGAAGAACCGGGCUUCCGAGGCAUGAACAAUCUGUACGGCUUGCGGCUGAUAAGCAAUAGCAUCGAAAACAUCACGCGAAAGGCCUUCAAGGAUUUGCCCAGCCUGCAGAUUUUGAACGUAGCGCGCAACAAAAUUACCUACAUCGAGAAGGGCGCCUUCGAACCCGCCGUUAGUGUACAGGCCAUCCGGCUUGACGGAAACCUGCUAACCGAUAUCGACGGGCUCUUCACCAGCAUGCCGAACUUGGUGUGGUUGAACAUUUCAGACAACAAACUGGACCACUUCGACUACUCGCAGAUUCCUCCGCAUCUGCAGUGGCUGGAUCUGCACCGGAACGAGCUGACGGAACUGACGAACCGCUACGGACUGGACAACCAGCUACACUUGCAAACGCUGGAUGCGAGUUUCAACCGGUUGACUCGCGUGCUGCCCGCCACGAUCCCGAAUAGCGUGGAGUUUCUGUUCCUCAACGACAACCUGAUCGUGCACGUGGAGCCCCACUGCUUCAUGCAUAAGACGAACCUCACGCGAGUGGACCUGUACGCGAAUCAGCUGACCAGCCUAGACAUCAAGGCGUUGCGGCUUCAACCGGUUCCGGAGGACAAGCAGAUCCCGGAGUUCUACAUCGGGGGCAAUCCGUUCGUGUGCGAUUGCAACAUCGAUUGGCUGCAGAAGAUCAACCACGUAACCUCGCGACAGUAUCCGUUCAUCAAUGACAUCGAAACCGUGUACUGUAAGCUGAUGUACAACCGAGAGCGCUCCUACAUACCACUCAUCGAAGCCGAUCCCAAGCACUUCCUGUGCAGCUACAACACGCACUGCUUCGCGCUUUGCCACUGUUGCGAGUUUGACGCGUGUGAUUGCGAGAUGACGUGCCCCAACAAUUGCGCCUGCUACCACGACAACAGCUGGUCGACGAAUAUUGUUGAGUGCUCGGCAGCGGGUUACACCGACAUUCCGAACAACAUCCCGAUGGAUACGACCGAGGUGUACAUCGACGGGAACAACCUGAUCGAGUUGUCUGGGCACAGCUUCAUCGGGCGCAAGAACCUACGCGUGCUGUACGCCAACCAUUCCAACAUCGAAGCCAUCUACAACACGACCUUCAUUGGGUUGCGUCGGUUGUCCGUCCUGCAUCUCGAGCACAACGCCAUCCGGAAGCUGUAUGGACACGAAUUUUCCGCCCUCGAGAGCCUGCACGAGCUGUACCUCCAGGGUAACAGGAUCGCGUACAUCGAGGAUCACACGUUCGCGGAGUUGCGCAAACUCGAGGUGCUCCGACUGGACGGGAACCGCAUCACCAGCUUCGAAGUGUGGCAACUUUCGGCUAACCCGUACCUGGUCGAGAUCGGUCUCGCGAACAACCAGUGGACGUGCGACUGUGGCUUCAUCAACAAGUUGCGGACGUACCUGCAGAACAACGCGGAUAAGAUCGUGGACGCGAACCAGAUCGCGUGUAGCUACAACAACGCCACGAGUAUCCUGCGCGACAACGGCACCAAGUGCACAUUCCGCGAGGGCAUGUCGUCGAUUGUGCACCGGCAGGAGAUCGAGGACAUGCUUCCACUGCUCCUGGUGGCCACCUGUGCGUUCGUCGGUUUCUUCGGGCUCAUCUUCGGUGUGUUCUGCUACCGGAAGGAGCUGAAGGUUUGGGUGCACUCGGGGCUGUGCUACAAAUCGGGCACGUUUGUGAACGAGUACGACAAGGACCGGCUGUACGACGCGUACAUCACGUACUCGCUGCAGGAUGAACACUUCGUGAGCCAGAUCCUGGCGUCCACGCUCGAGAACGACAUCGGCUUUCGGCUGUGCCUGCACUACCGGGACCUGAACGCGAACGCCUACCUAGCGGACACCAUCGUCGAGGCGGUCGAAAGCUCGAAACGUGCCAUCCUGGUGCUGUCGAAGAGCUUCCUGUACAACGAGUGGACUCGGUUCGAGUUCAAGGGUGCGAUCCACGAGGUGUUGAAGCGCCGCCGGAAGCUGGUCAUCAUCCUGUACGGUGACCUGCCCCAGCGGGAUCUCGACGCCGACAUGCGGUUGUACCUGCGCACCAACACCUGCAUCGAGUGGGACGACAAGAAGUUCUGGCAGAAGCUACGAAUCGCGCUGCCACACGUGAAGAAGAGCAACUGCCUGAACAAGCGAUCUGCGAUCAACAUCUACGCGACGGCCGGCAAUGACUACAACACUCCCGGUCGACCUGCGACGUUAGGCGCUCCCGUAGGCGCCAGCCGGCUGGAAACGGCCGGUCCGCAACACCACAGCUACGCCACGAUCGGUCCCAACUGUCCCAGAAACUGUGAUAACUACGAUACGGUUAGUAAUUGUAAAUACAACACCACCCAGCACCAGACCCACCACGAGCGACGUGCGAAUGCUGACAUCGGCGGCGGCGGCGGUGGCCGGAAGGGUCCGGACGGUGGAGCCCGGCAGCACGAGUACGCCGUACCCUCCAACUGCCUGCUGGACACAACCCACGAGACCUACAACACGACAGCGAGCUGCGAACGGAUCGCCGGUGAAACUUUCGAGUGCGCCUCGACCAGCUCGAAGUACUCGACGUCCUCGCGAGGAUCGGCCACCGAAUCGGGCAGUCACUCGAUUUCGUCGGCGCAUCAGCAUGACUUCCAAGGACACCACCGGGGUUCGCCCAACGGCUGCCCACCUAGCCUGCUGUCUACUACCAACUUCUCGUAUCAGCAGCAUCACCAUCCGCACAACAACCACCAUCACCAUCACCACAACGGAAGCGGCCGCAGCAAGCCAGGGGAUGGGGGAACGAGCGGCGGGGGAAAGGGUCCUAGCGAUAAGGGUGUAGUAGGUGCCUCUGGCACCGGUAUCGGGCCGGAUGGGCGAGGGGGUAGCAACAAUUUCAAUGAUAGAAGACUGCCACAGGCAAUGUGGGCAUAA